Messenger RNA from Aethina tumida (small hive beetle), 489 nucleotides. RefSeq names its product zinc finger protein 593 homolog. The record is from RefSeq and is a predicted model, not a curated record. Gene Ontology annotation, molecular function: nucleic acid binding; zinc ion binding. The coding region runs from base 67 to 489 and encodes 140 amino acids. NCBI's taxonomy places the organism in Eukaryota, Metazoa, Arthropoda, Insecta, Coleoptera, Nitidulidae. The transcript is spliced from 2 exons.
UCGUCCCUAACCUCAACGUUCUUUUGUAAUUUAGUCCGGGCACGUGUACCAUACAAAUCACUUCAAAUGGUUUAUAAACGUAAAAAAUACCAUUACGGGGACACACACUUGAAGAAAAAGUGGCGAACAAAGCGCAGAACGAAGGAUUUGGACGAGAUUGAUCAAGAUUUACAACCAAGUAACGUCGAGAAACUUCUAAAUCAGGAGGUGGAUUUUGAUAAACCGGGUUCAGCUCAACAUUACUGUGUACAUUGUGCCAGAUACUUCAUCAAUGAGACUGCUCUGAAUGACCAUUUCAAAACUAAAGUGCACAAACGCAGAUUGAAGGCAUUGGAAUUAGAGCCAUAUUCAAUAGAGGAAUCUGAAAGAGCAGCAGGACACGGCAGCUGGAAGGCACCUGUUAAAAGAAAGAUUGAAACCCAGAAACCUGUGGAGGUAGAAGAAGAGAGUCCUAAUAAAAAGAAGAAGGUGCAGAUGGAAGAAGAUUAA